This is a messenger RNA of Parastagonospora nodorum SN15, 369 nucleotides long. RefSeq lists its product as hypothetical. The transcript has 2 exons. Lineage: Eukaryota; Fungi; Ascomycota; Dothideomycetes; Pleosporales; Phaeosphaeriaceae. Bases 1 to 369 code for a protein of 122 amino acids. The record is from RefSeq and is a predicted model, not a curated record.
AUGUUCUCAAGCGCCAAAAGUUUCAUUCCAGUGUCCUCAGGUGGUAAGCUACCUUGGUACCACAAGGCUGAGCGGUACACUAAAAUCACCGACCACACUUCCGCUACCAAUGAUCAUUUUCCAGUAAAGGAAAUCAUUCGUAUCGUUGCUCUCGAGAACGACGCUAACCCAUGGCCUGCAGCGUCGACCAUUUCCCUCCUCAUUCUCUCCGGGCAGAAUUUCGACAUCAUCGGCUACGCCCAUCUAGUGCUCGUGGAAUUGCCUCUCACUUCGAAACGGCAGAGUAUUGCAGGUGCGGCAGUAUGCGUUCACUCCCCAUCAUUCCACAUACAACCACCCGGUCUGGACCACAAUAGACCACGACUGUAA